Molecule: messenger RNA, 1340 nt
Organism: Physcomitrium patens
Lineage: Eukaryota; Viridiplantae; Streptophyta; Bryopsida; Funariales; Funariaceae
Cellular component (GO): nucleolus
Source: RefSeq, a predicted model, not a curated record
GCGUCGUCAUUGCUCUCUUUCGGCCCUUGUGGUCUGCCGUUGUGAGGGUCGUGCUUAUUUUGGACCUCCUCCGAUAUUUCCUGGUUCUCUGGUCCUGCACCGGUUUUGCUUCUGCAUAUUUGUGGUUUUUGAGCUGCGGAUUUCAAGGGUUUAGACAAUUUUCGUGUAAUUUUUGGCUGAGUUUGGAGUCAUGGCGAGCACGAUAGAUUUUCGGCACUUGGACGAGGGGCUCGGGGGUGCGAAGAGGAAGCGUAAGAGAGCGGAGGAAGAGGAGGCGGUUGAAUUGGCCGCGGCGGAGGCGAUGGAUGUAGGCGAGGAGACGAAGCAUGCCAGUAAGCGAGCUGCCGUAGCCGGAGAUGGCCAGAAUAAGCCGGUGUAUGGACGGCCGACAUAUGACGGUGUGUUGGCGGGUAAGGUUUCAGGACGGAAAUGGAAAGCGCACAAGACCACGCGUACCUCGGCGAUGAAGGUGGUUGGGCGGAAGUCCACUUUGGAGGAGAAGAACCGAGAGAAGGAGGUGAAGCGGGCUUACAAAGAGCGUAUGAUGGAGCUCAAGGAGCAGAUUAGGGCAAGUAAAGUUGAGAAGCGAAAGAAGAAUGAGGAGCGUUUGAGGAUUAAGAAGGAGAAUGAGCUUCGAGGGCAGGCUGUGCAGAAAGUCACUAACCCCAAGACUAUUAAGAAAAUGUCGAAGAAGCAAAGAAAGCUCCUCAGGCCUGCUCCUAAUUAGGUCAACUGAUCUCAAUUUCUCAAGUCAUCCUUUGGGCUCCGCAACUCUUGGUAAUUUUGUCAUACAUCAAUUGGAAAAAUUACUGUUAUGUACAUCGCACUUUUCGUAGCUGCGUGAUCAAUGCUGGUGUUUGUUGCCGGUGGGUUGGCUCUUCUUGGUCCUCCCAUGAGCUGAGCGCUAGAUAUUGUCUAUGAAGCUUGCGAGCUUGUUUGAUUUGCAUGCUCCCUAUAUCCUGGAGAACAUUGAGCUUUGAAAAUGUAACAAUAUUUAGUAAUCUUCUACCAAUUUUAAAGAAUCUCAAAUUUCGAUUUUCUAUGGGGCAAUCGAGCUCGACGCCCUCUUUUAGGGUCUGUUACUGCCUGGACUAUGAAGCAAUGAAACGUAGCGGUAGUCAGGAUGGAUCCUUUUGAGUUCUUACUGUUUGUGUGCGUAUCUGAGUAGCAGUGGACGCUCCUGAAACUUGUACCCUUUGUUAGCUAAGGGGAAUGUCAAUGGCACUCUCCGGCAGUGCCUCCGAGGCAGUGGCCUGAAUUAACAGUGUUACAGUGCUGCUUCCUUCAUGUCCACCUCACGUAUUGUGCAAUAGAAGCCAUGCACCGCGUCCUUACUCUCA